Molecule: messenger RNA, 3553 nt
Organism: Carlito syrichta (Philippine tarsier)
Lineage: Eukaryota; Metazoa; Chordata; Mammalia; Primates; Tarsiidae
Gene: AARS2
Product: alanyl-tRNA synthetase 2, mitochondrial
Exons: 22
Coding region: 33-2990 (985 amino acids)
Biological process (GO): tRNA modification; alanyl-tRNA aminoacylation
Cellular component (GO): cytoplasm; mitochondrion
Molecular function (GO): aminoacyl-tRNA deacylase activity; amino acid binding; nucleic acid binding
Source: RefSeq, a predicted model, not a curated record
CUUUGACCCCGGAGUCACUGCCCGCAGCUAAGAUGGCCACGUCGGUAGCCGCCGCUACCGGGCGGCUGCGGCGGGCCAUUCGAAGGUCGCCCCUGUGGUGGGGCCCCAGCCGCCGGCCGCUGACCUCCUUGCCCCCUCCAGCCCGGGCCUCGGCCGUGCGGGACGCCUUCCUGAGCUUCUUUCGGGAUCGCCAUGGCCACCGGCUGGUACCCUCCGCUUCCGUGCGGCCCCGCGGCGACCCCAGUCUGCUUUUCGUCAAUGCCGGCAUGAACCAGUUCAAGCCAAUCUUUCUGGGCACUGUGGAUCCAAGAAGUGAGAUGGCAGGCUUCCGGCGUGUGGCCAACAGCCAGAAAUGUGUGAGAGCUGGAGGACGCCAUAACGACCUGGAAGAUGUGGGUCGAGACCUUUCCCAUCAUACCUUUUUUGAGAUGCUUGGCAAUUGGGCGUUUGGGGGUGAAUAUUUUAAGGAGGAGGCUUGCAGCAUGGCCUGGGAACUGCUGACUCAGGUCUAUGGGAUCCCUGAGGAUAGGCUCUGGGUCUCCUACUUUGGUGGUGACCCCAAGGCAGGGCUGGACCCAGACCUGGAGAUCAGAGACAUCUGGCUCAGCUUAGGGGUGCCUGCCAGCCGUGUGCUUUCCUUCGGACCGCAAGAGAACUUCUGGGAGAUGGGAGAUACUGGCCCUUGCGGACCCUGUACCGAGAUCCACUAUGACCUGGCUGGUGUGGUGGGAGCUCCCCAGCUGGUGGAGCUUUGGAAUCUGGUCUUCAUGCAACACAACAGAGAGGCAGAUGGAAGGCUGCAGCCCUUGCCUCAGCGGCAUGUGGACACAGGAAUGGGCCUGGAAAGGCUGGUGGCUGUGCUGCAAGGCAGAUGCUCCACCUACGACACAGACCUCUUCUCCCCGCUGCUCAGCGCCAUACACCGGGGCUGCAGGGUACCCCCUUACUUGGGCCGGGUAGGGGUAGCAGAUGAGGACCGCGUUGACACGGCAUACCGCGUGGUAGCUGACCAUAUCCGCACACUCAGUGUCUGCAUUGCCGACGGCAUCUUCCCUGGAAUGUCAGGCGCCCCGCUGGUUCUUCGUCGGAUCCUCCGCCGAGCUGUGCGGUUUUCCACGGAAGUCUUGCAGGCACCACCUGGCUUCCUGGGCAGCUUGGUGCCUGUUGUGGUGGAGACACUGGGGGAUGCUUAUCCAGAACUGCAGAAGAAUUCAGCCCAGAUAGCCAGCCUGGUGACAGAGGAUGAGGCCGCGUUCUUGGCCUCCCUGCAGCGAGGCCGGCGGAUCAUUGAACGGACCCUGAAGCGACUGGGGCCUUCAGACGCAUUCCCUGCCGAAGUGGCCUGGUCCUUGUCCUUAUCUGGGAACCUGGGACUCCCCCUGGACCUGGUGCAGCUGAUGCUGGAGGAGAAAGGGGUGCAGCUGGACUCUGCUGGGCUGGAGCAGCUGGCCCAGGAAGAAGCCCAGCACCGGGCACAGCAGGCUGACCCUGUUCAGGAACGGGGACUGCGGCUUGACGUCCAUGCGCUGGGAGAGCUGCAGCGCCGAGGGGUGCCCCCAACCGAUGACAGCCCCAAGUACAACUACUCUCUGCAACCCAAUGGAGGUUAUGAGUUUGGCACCUGUGAGGCCCAAGUGCUGCAGCUGUAUACAGAGAAUGGGACAGCUGUGACCUCUGUGGGGGACGGCCAGCGCUGUGGCCUCCUCUUGGACAAGACCAACUUCUAUGCGGAACAGGGGGGUCAGGCUUCAGACCGUGGCUACCUGGUACAGGCAGGGCAACAGGAUGUGCUGUUUCCAGUGGUUCGAGCCCAGGUCUGUGGGGGCUUCAUCCUGCAUGAGGCAGUGGCCCCUGAAGGCCUGCAGAUAGGGGACCGGGUGCAGCUGCACGUGGAUGAGGCCUGGCGUCUGGGCUGCAUGGAGAAGCACACAGCCACCCACCUGCUGAAUUGGGCGCUGCGGCAGGCCCUGGGCCCUUGCACAGAACAGCGGGGCUCCCAUCUCAGCCCCGAGCGGCUGCGCUUCGAUGUGGCCACCCAGGCCCCAUUGACCCCAGAGCAGCUCCGGGCAGUAGAGGACACUGUGCAGGAGGCCGUGGGGCAGGAUGAGGCUGUGUACAUGGAAGAGGUGGCCCUUGCACUCACUGCCCGAGUCCCUGGCCUGCGCACUCUGGAUGAGGUAUACCCAGACCCUGUGCGGGUGGUGUCAGUGGGGGUGCCUGUGACCCGUGCACUGGACCCAGCUUCCCAAGCUGCCCUGCAGACCUCUGUGGAGCUGUGCUGCGGGACGCACCUGCUGCGCACAGGGGCUGUGGGUGACCUGGUCAUCAUUGGGGAACGCCAGCUUUCCAAGGGCACCACCCGCCUGCUGGCUGUCACUGGGGAGCAGGCCCGGCAGGCCCGAGAGGUAGGCCAGAGCCUGGUCCAGGAAGUAGAAGCAGCUGCAGAGCGGCUGAGUCGGGGCAGCAGGGCUGUGGUGGAGGCUCAGCGACUGUCUAAGCACAUGGGACAACUCACUGAUGCUGUGGACACUGCCAUGAUGCCACAGUGGCAGCGGCGGGAGCUGCAGGCCACACUGAAGAUGCUGCAGCGGCGUGCCAACACCGCUGUCCGCAAACUGGAGAUAGGGCAGGCUGCAAGGAAAACCCAGGAACUGCUGGAACGGCACUCGCAGGGGCCUCUGAUUGUGGACACCGUCUCUGCUGAGUCCCUCUCAGUGCUGGUGAAGGUGGUCCGGCAGCUGUGUGAGCAGGCCCCCCGCACGUCUGUGCUCCUCCUCAGCCCCCAGCCAGUGGGGAGUGUGCUGUGUGCCUGUCAGGUGGCCCAGGGUGCCAUGCCCACUUUCACAGCAGAGGCCUGGGCACUGGCAGUGUGCAGCCACAUGGGGGGCAAGGCCUGGGGCUCUCGAGUGGUGGCUCAGGGCACUGGAAGCACUGCUGACCUGGAAGCUGCCCUCAAGACAGCCCGAGCCUACGCCCUCAGCCAGCUCUGAUCUAGGCCCACCCGGGCCCACACGGACUAAAGGCAAGCACCAAGAGCCCGGGAAGAACCAGUAGAACCUCAAGGCAGUGGGUCAAGGCAGAGGACUAGAGGCUGGAGGCCAAGCAACUGAGCCAAAGAGGCCACCUGGGCCGGGCCCUAUGUGACACACGGAGAUGUAGGCUAGGGAAGGCAGAAGUGGGAGAGACACACCCCCAGUGAAUGUGAAAACAUGGGUGAUUGUGGCUGUGAUUGCUCAUUAAAAAGUAUUUCUGGGCCAGGUAUGAUGGCUCACUCCUGUAAUCCCAGCACUCUGAGAGGACAAGGUGGGAAGAUGGCUUGAGCCCAGGAGUUUGAAACCAACUCAGGCUACAUAACAAGACCUCAUCUCUAAAAAAAUAAAAAUUAAAAAAUUAGCCAGAUGUGGUGGCACGCGCCCAUAGUCCUGGUUACUUGGGAGGCUGAGGCAAGAGGAUUGCUCGAGAUCAGGAGUUUGAGGCUGCAGUGAGCCGUGAUUGUGCCUCUGCAUUCCAGCCUGGGCAACAGAGUGAGGUUUCAAUUCAAAAUAAAAUUUUU